AUGGAGCUGGACUAUCAUCCCAACAAUGCCUUCCUAUACUACGUCGACCCCGUGAGUUCGUAUAUACAACCAUCCAGGGUUUGUUAUUACGCUUCUCGGUAGCGUCUGUCUCCGUAGACUGGCCUCUGCAUGUGAAACAGUUUUUUUUAUAUGACUAGUAGUCGCAAAUUGUUCGUGACAAACAGGUAUAAGUGCCCCACUUUGUCUACUUUAUGAAAAGCGUUGAGGUGCACUACCAGACUACACUUUAGGAAGGGGGGGGGGACACAUUGAUAAUUAAUAAGGCCUUUUUUGGAUAUAAUUUACUCACUGGGCUUUCGACCGACCUUUUCGCUUGCGGUAGCCUGUACAGUGAGAUCUAGGGUAGCAGCACCGAGCUGGCGGGACUGGUGGCGAGUAACCUUUCCAAACUACCUCAACCGUACUUUUUGAAUGGCCGCAGGUACAUUUAGUGUCGCCGAAAGGGUGGCGGCCCGUCUGACUCGAAUCGAAGUCAAUGUAACUCGCUCUCGAAGGAUCAUCCUCAGGCAACGGUGUUUUAGGACCUCAGGUCCUCGCCCGUCUUCCAUAUACACAACCUGGUGUUCACAAAUACAGCGAAAAGACGAACGGAUGAAUGGCCGUCAUAAAAGAUUUAUGCUGAUCAAGAUGUCUCUGCGGACCCAUAGAGGUCUCUGAAAGUUUGCGAACGUCCCCUGAGCAGUAGGUGAUUCGGGCGGCGUAAUCAUCUUUAUUAACUUCGCUUUUGCGAAGACCUGUUUCGGGGAUGUCGAAAAGGUCAGUACGUUUGAAGGCUAGAUACUUGCAGUAAGAAGCCCCCUACGUGUCUGUCUGUCAGUCAUACAACCCUACUUUUUCUCGGAUAACUCGUCCUGGUAGUGGCGUCAUGAGCAGUGGCCGUCCAUGGCUAAUGAUGAUGAUGACGAUCAUGGCACCCUCUGACAGCGUGCCCUAUGGGCAUUCGUGGCGUUUGUAUAGCCACUCGUCUAGACGAGAGCAUUUUAUAGGCUUUCUGGGAGGGAACCUGUUCAUGUCAGCAGUGGAGGGAGAUUUUGGGUCAGUCUUAUUCACCCGUUCCCCCUGGCGAAUAAUACUCAAUCCAGGUCAGGUGGUUAUGGGAGGGGAACGGAUGAUUCCUGAUUACUAGUUAGUACCUUGCAGCAUCUCGUUACAGCGGUUGUAGACUUGACCGAUUUGACCUUAUUCCUAUAACUGAGGAAUUUCUACUUUGCCACCGUAGGCCGAGUUCGACACCCAUUAUCUCUUAGCUUUCUUCAGUGAGCGUUCUGUGCCCCAUCUCCUCUAAUAUCGUCCUUACUCCCAACACGGGUGUUGGAUCGAACCAAAGCUUGUGCCGUCACGGUUGCCCGGUCGGGCCAUCCGCUGACACGAUCGUGUUUGGUACGGGUAAUUCUGUUUCACGAAUCCACCGCCUUAUUUUGAGUAGACCUCUUCAUGUCGUCCGUUAAGAUCAUAGUCGCGAUCAGCGCCUACUGUUGCUGCUCCACUGUUAAGAGUUCAGAUCCGUAAUAAUCCCUCCCGGCCGUCGUUCGGUCACGCGUUUAUUUAGGUCUCAUCCAACGUUCAAUCCUGAUUAACUAUUUCACUUUGACUGAGUUCCCAGGAGGGCCAAAUGCGGCUUUUAAUCGUCUGGUUUGCAUUAGAUCGCGCUGACUUACCGUGCUGGCGUCACACUACGACGGCGUCCGACUUAAGACUCCGAAAAUCCACCUAAUAUUGGCCUGCGUCACUGGCCAGAAGAUGAAGGUGACAAUCUUUCCAAAUAUCUCUGAGUCAAGUUGUUGCCGGACAGACGGCACGUACAACACUGUCAAACGAAUGGAUGCCGCUCACGGGGUUUGUGCAUGCCUCGCAAUAUCGCCACCAGGGUCCGGGUGUACCCGACCUCCGUCCAGCCAGCUUCGUACUUUUUUGAGUGCUGAGCUGUACGCUUGAAAGACUAAUGGAAAUUGGAUGCUUUACGUCCAUUCCCCGAAAACAGGUUUAUAAGUCCGAGAGUAAAGUAACACACAACUUGACCAUUUUGUCGAAGGACCAGGUCCCUCUUGUUCUCGCCUUGAUUGGCGGUUAGGUGGAUAGGCCUGUGUAUUUGACUAUUUCCAUUCUGACUGAGCCAGUCUUCAGCGGACAGACUGUAUUGCCUGAGACAAUCAAUGUCUGCUGCUCUAAAAUCACACGGAACAUCAGAGAAGGGCGACUGGAUACUUUGGGCACAUCCUUCGUCCUCCCCCCCCCCCCAUCCCUGGGUUCUCGUUGUUGCCCUUGCUCCGACGACGCUAGCCACCCGGAAACGAAUCCUGCUUGACGCCGUCCGUCAAGACAUAGGGAGUGUUCCUGGUACUCUCGGCAUUCAAUCUCCGCUGCCGGAGAUGGGAGUAAGUUGGACACGGUUGGUCGUUACGCGUGGCGUUCUACCCAUGAUCUCAAUGAGGCCAGCCAGAUCGGACACAGUCACAGUACGGGCACCACUGUGCCAUUCUCCUCCCACUUCCUCACUUCUCAGGACAGCAAUUCGUCUUGUGAUUCGAUAGUCAGUAAUACCUGCAGUCUGGUUGUCUGUGUAUUGUCUCCGUAGCCAUCAUGGAGUCCAUUCAGAUUUCGAGUGAAUGGUGCUCUUCCCAUAAAACCCACUUCUGGCCAACCUGCCUUACUGUCCGAAGAUCGCCGCCUAUGUGCGUGUCGACCUACUCAGAAAGGCUCGCGCUGGCUCAUCAAUCUUAGCGUCUUACAACCAGUGCUCGUGGGAGUUGGCCACGGAGAUUCCAGUCGAUCCAAUACCACCUUUUCAUUGUCUAGCCUUAUUUUCAACGACCUCUCCAACCCGAAGCAUACUUCAACUCUGGGUUUUUGCGAUCCUGUUUGUGGACUGGUUUUAGGCAUAUGCCCCUUUGGCCAAGCACGGCUGAUUAGCUCGCGACUGUGUCUAAGUGCUACUGUGCGAUAGAUCCAGGAAGGGCAAUUUUUCUUAUUGAGGAAACCUUCCUUUCUUACAGGUUUUCUAUCUACUUUAAGGACCACGUCAUCUAGUUGGGCAGCCUCCUACUACUUUUAGAGGGCUUCAUGUUCAGAUGUCGUAGAAUGGCGUAAACCCUACCCUAUUCCUCCUAUUCAGUCAAAAUGUUUACCCGUAAUUUAUGAAGCGUAGGAAAUUGAUUAAAAGCUUGGACGGAAGACCGUUAGACUGAACUGAGAGAAAGGUAGAGAGGCGGGAUUUGCGUUCAGACUCGCGUGCGUGCGCGCGCGUUUGCUGCGAGACCUCGUUCGGCGCGACAAAGUUGUGUGCACGACCGACGCGUAGAAUGUACGCACCCUGUCCUCGCUGCUACCCGCUCGACCUGUUCAUUAUGGAUUCAUUGGCCCAUGUUGAGGGGCGCGCAUGUUCAUCCAGGCGCUCCAGCUGACCAGUGGUCGUUCAGUCUUUCUCCGUCAGCUCGUUAGGGACUUUUUCGAAAUCCGAGUCUAUCAGUCAAUCAUAGAAUUUAUGCGUCCCGUGGUCACUCUGCUCCGUCGUGCCUGUGUGCAUCUUUUCACGGCUCAAAUAUGCUCUAAGACACUUUGUUAUACGUAUGAUGAGCGGUCUUUCCCGAAAAGUGGAUGGCGUUCGAACAGGCGCCGAUAAACAAACGUUCAUGGAGUAACUCCCACUCCUAAUAGUGGUUCGGUAAAGGGAACCAACCGACCUCUUCACGUACUGCAUGCAUAUCUGCGACGUGUGCUAUAAGGUCUGCAGUAAAUAGUUUUAUCCAGCACCGUCACUGCAAAUGAAAAAUAUAUUUAAAAAGAUAUUUACGAGUGAGUCUCGGCUCGAAUAAGCAAAUCCCUACAGUGUUCAGUUUGUGUUUAUAUUUUAAAAAAUGACCAGCACUAAAAAAACCUGCCUCCUAAAUUGGUUGAGAGAGACAUGAGACGAAUUUGAUUUGCUAGUUCUUAGGGCGGAAAAAACACUUCCGGGAAGAAAAUAUGCGUGUGGGGCAAGACCACCCUGUAGGGGAAAGUGUAUAAGGGUUUGGAACGUUCCUCGUCAAGGGAGAAUCCCAAAACCGGAUGGGGCUAUUCGCUGUAGGUGUGAUCCUAUUGUGUCAUGGAUGACUGCAGAAACAGCCCUCAAAGUGGCGAGACAGGAGGAGCCCACCGCGAUCGUCCACUUAGAGUCGAACUGAGGAGGGGGCACUAAAAAGCCACAAUGGUUCCCGAGGCGCAGGUAGGCGCGACUAUGAUACUCCUCUGCUAACCGGAAAAUUCACCAGCAAGUGUAGAAAUACGGAGGGAUCUGCCACGAUCACCAACUGAUCGCUUAGGGUCCAAACGAGGUGGGGACAUUAAAAGCCGCGAAGAUCAUUGCUAUAGGGGACAAUAUCAGUGGAUUUAGCACCCAAUCAGAAACAUGGGGUUGUGCGAGUUUAAGUGAGUUUCAAGCUGAGUUGGUGGAGCAUAUGAUAUCUACCCUUACUUUCCUGGAGAACCCUUCUCAAAGGCCAGAAAUUGAGUGUUGAAAGGUCGCUGCUAUCGGGAACGAUCUCUGCCGUUUGUAUUAUGGCCUGGUAUUUUCGGCAUCUAGGGUUUGGUGUAACCAUUUUCGACUGUCGUCCGCACCACAGAAGCUUUUUUGCUCAACUUUCCUGUUCCCGUGCUGUAGUCUACGAAUUUGCUAAAGAGGGCUGCCUUUUGUCUUUCCUUCCUCAAGGUGGUCGAGGACAAGGUUGACGCUACCCUUCGUAAUGAAGCUGUGCAUGGUCUCCGCUGCAUCCACAACGCAUUCUUCACCCUGUCUGCGGAGGCCUUCUGUAAGGCUGUCAAUCUCAUCGACCGUUUCGUGGUAAAAGUCAAGGUGUGUGUGUGUGUGCGUCUAACUACAUACCCUGUUUUGUUGUUCAUUGCAAGCCGUUGCAGGGUAACGGAAGUGCCGAGGGUCGUGAGACACAAGAGGGUUUUUGGUCACAGUACCAUUUACUCCAAAGUCUCUAAAAGGUAGCCAAUAGCAUUCCAAGCCGUCACAACUCCUCCAGACCCGUCUGCCCGCAUCUACGUUUGAAAAAAGAAGGACGCAGCUCUGAUCUGCUUAUCCGACUGUCAGUUGAUUAACUGGUCCUGAUUCUGGUUGCCUGGUCUGUUUACGACGCAGUCCGUCGGACCUCAAUCGCGCCACUUCUUCCUGACCUUUGGAUUUGCCAUCUUUAGCUGACUUGUUUUUGACUUGAGGGCGGUUUUUAUUGCAUGUUUUGAGUGCCACUACUGUCUAAAAGUCGUAUAGCAGGGCGUGGUCGGGGGCGCAGACAUUCAGGAUGGAGACGCUGUCUACCUGUCGGAGGAAUCGUGCCUCGAUAUACUGCACACAAUCUCAGAAAAGAACUAUUUUUACCCUGCAGUCAACAUGCACACAGUACACAGCUCUAGUAACAAGGACAUGCGAGUCGAGUCUCGAUUCUCAUACCCCAAUCGAAGCUGGCCUUCGGUUGGUUGUCUGGACAUUUUAGAUGAAAAGAAUUAUACUUGAUUCUUGCUGUAACGCUCGCCACGCACUUGUUACAAUCACUCUGCUGUUUUAAAUUAUGCGCUCUUGCAACUUUUCACAGCAACACGGACCUUUCCACUUUUUGAUCUUAAUCUCUUCUUUAGGUCAAGCCGAAGUACAUGUCUUGUGUUGCAGCAGCGGCCUACCACAUUGCUGCCAGGCUCAGCGAAUCUACACCGGCAAGUUUUUGUUGUUUUCAUGCCUUUCUGGUAUUUUUGUAUCAAUUCAGUCCGAGUCUAUCACCCCACAACUCUUUUCCAUCAUUCUUCCACGACUAUCCCUAUUACAGACGAAAAGGUGAGUUUUGGGGAUAGUUGCGAAGGUGAAAGCUCGUCUGCUGGAACAAGAACUUAUCUCACCGGAAUGUUCGGACUCACUCGCUAACCCGUUAUCAGAGACGGCGACAGUGAUUGUUACUCAACCGCACACCUAGUAAAAUUAGCAGUUUCCACAUUCACUGCAGAUAUUCGCACACUGGACGGUCUUUAGCGUCAGAGUUGUUAAUCGCGGCAACCUCGUAACUGGUGUUGACGAUUGACGUGAUAAUUAACCGACCGAUAGAAGCGAAGAUGCGAGCUCCAUGAAACAGUUGUGAAGAGGAUACGUCGCAUGAAGCUCUUGUCACAGUGAUCAUGCGUCCCUCUUCACAAUUACCCGGCCAUUAGAUUCGCGGGUACUGUCACCUGAAGCCGAUUUCUCCCCUUUGCGCAAUCGGCCGAAAUAAUUUCUCUGCCAUGACGAAGUCGUAGCGCCGAAUAUUUAGGGGGUGACCAUUGACUGCGGGCCGGAUGACCAUGAAUCAAAUAACUCGCUGCUCACGCGGUCGUCAUCUCGAGCGAGGACAUCGGCCUCGUCAAACCUGACGAUGGGACGGGGUUUCUGCUGAAUUAGCUAUGGCUUGAGGAUUGACAUCAUCCCUACUCCCACUGCCGCUAGGAGUUCGGCCAUCCGCGUCCAGAGUAAUUUCCCGAUCCCCCCUUGUCCACAACUGCACUAGACGAGGUAAACGACUUUAGGCGUUUGCCAUCGUGGUUGUUGGUCAUUUUUUGGCGUCUGGCCUCAGGUCUGUGUGAAACCCCAGACCCAAGUGCCGUGAGAAGUCGGCCGAUGGCUUCGGCGGCGCUCACCGAAAUUUGUAGCAAGUGCGAUCUGGCCUCGUCUUGGUUGCACGUGCGCCGAUUAAGAGAAUUGGACGGGUAGGCAUUCGUUCUGAGCACCCCUCGAGGGUAUUGUAAUUAUCAACCUUUCCCAACAUUUAGGCCGUCUCAUGUCAGCACGCUGAUGUAGCGUCCUUGAAACGACUGUACUUGUGACUGAUGAUUAUGCGGUUGAUGGCGAAGUUAAGUAUACUCGUUGUGUAUAUCGCUCUCCCGUACACUUGCUUUUAAAACACCACAACUUUUGUAGCAGACCAGAACAUCAGUGGAAGUCGGCUGGCCGUCAUCCUUUCACACUGAAUUGUUUGUCAGAGAAGAUGGCGUUAAAAUUCUCCCUGAAUGUCAGCACCUGAUCUCGUUCGAUGACGAAAAAGGCGUCAUCCACAUACCGUGUCCCUAGUUGCGGUCCGCGGUGAAGACGAUGACUCUUCAGAAGACGAAGAUACGACCACCGGAACAAGAAAUUUAUUGGCCCGACGUUUCGGAUCCUCACUCGAACCCAUCAUCAUAGACGGUCGCAGAUAAAGGUGAUGGUGGCACCAGGAAUGCAGCAUUUAUAGCACGUGGCUGCCGUGAGGCAAAAUGCGUGCUAUAAUCAACAGCUCUCGUAAUCACCGCUGGGGUCGUAACUUAUGCAAUGAUGGCUUGUCAGUCCGCGUCCGAGUCGUUAAUGGACGCGAUUUCUUCAUCCGUGUUGGGUGCUGGUGUGGCGAUUGCUCGGCAAAUUGACUCACUGUCACUGUGAUAAUUGCUCGCCCUGGCCUUUCCCACGUGACUGAAUCCCCUACCCAGGGAAAAUCUCAGCACGGAAUACGGUAAUGGGAGGUCAUUGCGCUUGUUGAUGGAUUGCGGGCGUGAGAAGCAUGACUCACGCGGUUUUCACCCCUUGCGAGGAUUUUGGCCUCUUGAAACUUGAAAAUAUGGCCGAGUUCUGAGGAAUGAGCCGCCACCUGAGAGCUAGCGCUUCCCCGCCUCACUGCUGUUGCGUGCUCGACAAUUCGCGUCAGGAGUAAUCUCCCAGUUUCUCCUACGUAGUUGCCUUGUCCGCAACUACACUAGACCCGGUUAACGACUCCAGACGCUUCCUGCCGUGGCAGUGGGUCUUUCGGCCUCAUGGCUUGGCGCCUGAUGGUUGCUUCCGGCCUGUGUGCAACUCCGAGUCCAAGUGGAGUAAGAAGACGACUGACGGCUUCCGAGGCGUUCUUCACGUACGGAAGAGUUCACUAACAUUUUGGGGCCGGUGACUGUUGCCCUCACAGGACCGCCUCGGCUGUCAAUUCAGAAAUCGGUGAGCUCGUUUACGUGCCUCACACCCAUCUGCUCUCGCGAACCAUUUUAGCCAACUUUGAGUGCAUUAUGAUAUAACACCACGGGAGUUUGGGGAAUUGGUCGUGUUCCAGGCGAUUCUCCUCUUAAUCGUGUUUCCUCUGCAAGAGGAGCUCGAUAAUUUCGACUGCCUGAUCCCGGAAAUCAGACGUAAACGGGGACUUCGUUUGACUGCAGGUUAAUUUUUUCAAAUUCUCACCAAUGCUUGUUUUACUGAGCUCAGUUAUCUGACAGCGCCUUCUGCAUGCGGUUGUAAAUAGUGCCGGUCAGAAUUGAUUUGGCUUCACACUGAUUUACUCUGAGGAAUGAAGUCUCAAAAGGACCGUGGAAUCGGACCAAGGGUAUUUGUCCAGUUUUUGCCACAAAGUGGUCGUUCGGUUUCAUUGAAAGUCCACCCAUCCGCUGAGGAUGGUGGUUACACGUCGAAAUUACCCUAGCCGUGUUGACUAUGGGAAACUGGGGUGAUCUGGGCGGUUGUAAACAGUACCAGGCAGAAUUGGUUUUACCUUACACUGGGGUGCUCUGGAUUACUCUAGUGCCCUUCUGCUGCAGCAGUGCGACUCUCACGCCAUCCUUGGCACACUCAAUGAGUGCAAAUGUGAAAAGUUUCUGCUUUUAGCUUUUCUCUAGGGUCGCAUGUCGGUCACACAGUCCGUUUUUCGCGUAUUGACCCGUGUGGUGGGUUGUUUGUGGGCCGCCAGCGUGCGCAAGUACGCUCUCGUGCGCCUCUAUUACGCCGUAGGACUGCCUGUUUUUCCUAUGACUCUAAAGUUAGCUCUGAUUGCACAAGAUGAGGCUUUUGCCAGGAGAGGUGCGUUGGCUGUCUGGCGUUUCAGGUGUUAACCUCAGCUAUCCUCUGCACCAUCCACACUAAAAGACCCGUGGGUUGUGCGUUACAGUCCACCUGAUGCUGAAUGCGAUGGGGCUGCGCAUCCCACUGGAUCACAGAUAACACCAACCGUGGAUGGAUCUUUUGUCUCCAUGGCAUCUCAACAGCUGUUGAUCGCUGGAUCCCUCCUGACGGUGGUAUGCGCUGCCUGGGCCGGCGUUGGUGUCCAUUGUGCACUGUGGGAAGUGGCUGCUGUUGAUGUCGGGCAUACCCCCAAUAGACCUGUUCUCGACGACACACGGAGCUGCCGAGAAGAGACGGUGCGGCGUCUUCGGUCGAGCCAUGUAUGCCACAGACACGUCAAAGGUCUAAAGACUAACGCCGCCUAGAUCUUAAUUUUUCUGGGUGCUUUGCCUAUGUCUAUGCCUCGGCUUACGACAGAGCGAAGCCGUACGCGCGUGCCCUUAAUCCCAUAAAACCGAUCUUCAAGCGACGUCUUCUAGCGAUUUUAUGGAUUUUUCAACUACUGCUUGACUGGCGUAUCUUCCUGUCCCGGCGGUCGUAAAUUCCGCCCUCGACUUAAGGACGACUUAGACUUUCGUCGACUUUAGGUCCUCAGAAGUCUCUUGCGUCUGCGGCUUAGGCCUACCAGCACUAGAUGGACCGCAGUUACUAAAGACGUAUGGACAUCUUGCUGUGGCCCGAUAUGUCUCUUGCUAGCUCACUUGAUUGUCCUGAUGGUACACCGCACGUCGGUGCGGUUUUUUAAGUCACUUAUUUACAGAAGAGUUCUGUGAUGGAGCGAGGCGGUCUCUCUUGCCCCUCCUUUCAGCAGCCAGGGCGUCAGGAGCUUUCGUUUAGGUAAUUUUUUCUACGAAGCACUGCGUCUCCGUUUGUGUGCGACUGCCUUUCGGAUUUUCUGUCGGUGGGCCGACUGUCGCACGCGCGCUGGGACAAGGCGCUCCAGCGGAAGAGGCCGCAGCACGGGGCCCAUGAGGCCAUGAUUACUGCCUGCACAGUCUCGCAGGCGCCCGCAUCAAGAUAGUGCGCACAUGCGGGUCUCAAGGUCAAGGCUAUGUUAUAGUAACCGUCACUCGCCUGUCUGACUGUCUAACACUAUUUCCGCGGUCGAAUUCAAGUCGCUUGCUGAUUGGUUCAUGCGUUUGCUCGCCUGGCUCACACACACACACCACCCAGCGUCUCAGUGCACUUGUCCUCUGGCCUGUCAGGCCACUAGGCUGUAGUCGCGCGCGUGCGUGUGCGCCUGUCUCCGACGCCCCUGGCGGUGCCUGCAGCGUCUUAUGCGCGACUGCAGAAGACACAAUUCAUGCCGCGCGCGGGUUUUGAAUCGUAUUUCAACGUAUUCUGCUGAAUAUAGUCAGUUGUGGGCGACCGUAGGCUGAAGGACCCCGAUUAGUUGUCGGUAACCUGCGCGUUGCAUCAAAUGCGAUUGGUGGUAAUGCUUUCCAGUCUUUUGCACGCCGGGAUUGUUCUACCCUGCGACUGUAAACGGGGCACUCCCCCCCCCCCAUUGUACACCCUCCACGAAUCCACAAAUUAUGAGGCAACCACCUACCAUACCAGGCGACCGCGACGCACCUCAUUCAACAUAUGUCAACAGGCCCGUAAGGCACUUACAGCCGAAGGAAAACUUUUUGGCACACAACGCUUCGACUCUAAUAGGGUUCCCAUGCGUCGGCACUCACCAGCGCACCGUUCAGCAGUAAUCCGUUAACAGGCUAUAACGGGUCCCCGACUGACGUUGUCGUCUGCCUCGCCCAGGGAGAUGCCCGAAGGCCUCUUCCUAGUAGUAAACUUCGAUUCUGAUAGGGCUUUCACGCGUUAGCACUGGCCAAUACACCGUCAGCCUACCGUCCGGCAUGCCGCCCCACCCACAAAACCCCCAUUAUCACCAAUCCCGUAUGACACGAUGCACCGGCUACCGUCAACCAACGGGGACCCGUCAGCCUGCCGUUGUCCAGUUUUGAGUUCUGGACCACUUUUAAUUUACACUGUGCUGCUGUGGCCCAGUGCCUAUCCACUUCCAAGUCCUUUUAGGACUUUUCUACGCUUUUUAAUAAUAUAUCACCCUCUACCGAAGAGAGUCAAGUUUGCCGAGCAGCAACCAACGUUAGUCGUGGACCCUGAGGGGGGUCAAUGCGACCGUUCCUUGGCACCUUACCUUAUAAGCCAUCAAGGAGCUAUUCAUAGACCCCCCAGUAUGCCCUUCCAUCAGAGGUGAGAUCAUUCGGGAAAAUUUUACCUGCUCGCAAGGUUACCAGAGAAUUGGAAAAGUCGAUCACUAGGGGAGUGUCGCAUUAAUGGGGCUUCCCGGACUAGUGCUCAGGCUAUCAUCGAAGCUCAAGCAAAGGGUGACAGAUGCAGUAUGCCUUCGGUCGGGCGCUCGUCUCUUGUUGCUGACUCGGUGGAUGAUGGUUUCGUAGUGCGGGGGUAGAUGUCCGGCCUCCCUUAUCCCUCGGUCUGCUUUGCUCUCGGCUCGAUCAACUAUACUGCUGACCGCGUAUUGAUGGCUGGUUUGUGGACUUGACAUGGCGACCUGUGAGCUCACAUCUGUCCGCGCUCUUGCCGGUCGGCAGUCGUGUCGUUGCAACAAUUGGCUGGAAAAUCACGACAAGUAACACUGUGGACGGCUGUUUACAUGCAUCCGGUUGUAGGUGAUGCUUCAGUUACAUGAGCACACUAUGAGUUCCUGCCUCAGAUCCGUUUGUUUGGUUUCACCAUCCGUCCCUACCGUUCCAACGCAUGGCACUUCCCCGGCUUUGCUUUAGGCCUAUUCUCAGUGUUAUAAAAUCUUACGUUGAAGUUGAUGGGGCCGUUGACGUCUUUGUUGGGCCAUGAAAAUAUGGACUCCUCAAGUUUCAUGUAAUCAGUGCCGGAAUAUACGUCAACUUGGUGUGUGCCAGUGCCCGGACGGAUGGGCUCUGACUAGUACAAGAAUUACAAUUUUUGGCUUCCCCAGUAGCCCUUGGCAUAAGUGUAAUCAUCUGUUCGUUUGCACCUUUCAGGAGCUGGGCGUCCCGAACCCAGACACACUGGUGCAGAUCUCACGCUGCGGAGGCAACUCUGCCGACCUCCUUCGCUUGGAAGACAUCAUCACUACAAAGCUUGGUGGCGAUCUUGAUGGAGUCAACGCCUAUGACUUCUUGCGUCUCUUUGCCUCCGCGGCUGUGGUUUUCCCUGAUAGUGGCACAUUCCCACCACCACCCAGAGGCCAGGAAGCGGACACUGGGCACGCGGGGAGUGUGGAGGAAGUCAGAUCGGAUGACGGCGAAGGUGACGACGAGGUCUUCAUGGAAGACAGCCCGGUAGGUGGCUGCGGCGGCGGCGGCAACGGCAGUAAGGUUAAUGGCCAGCGUCUGCUUGGCCCUAUUUCGCGCGGAUGCUCCCGAUCCCUACCUGAUGAUCCCCGCUCGGCGUCGUCUGCUGAGGUGGCGGUCGCACAACCAUCUGCCGCAGCUCCCCAGAGUCGGCGUAUGUACGACCUUUGGAGCGCGAUGACUAGUCGCCUGGUUGUCUCGCUCUGUUCCCUAGAGGUCUACCGCUACCGUCCGGCAACUCUGGCCUUGAGUAUCCUACUACAGCUCCGCGUGGUUGGUGUUCCUGGCCUUGCGCGACUGUGCAAUGUAAGCCGUUCAAUCCCUUAUCGCUUGAGAUUUUCAUACUGUCUACACUGGCAAUUUAAGUAGUGAUAGUGAUACCUUCUACAGCUCAUCUCCACCAUUGAUGGACUUGAACAACCAGUAGUGAUAGUGGCAAUGGAGGUCCGCACGACCAACGGAACCUGUAAAAACUUAUCACCUAGCAAUCUUCGCAAAAGCCCGAUAACAAACCUUGGUAAGAUAUGGUUAUGCAGCCGCACCUGAUGUACACACUACUGUUGGGGUUAGGGCUAGGGGCGACUAUUUCUCAACCACUCAAAGUAUAACCGCGCAUUCCCAGUAGCGUUUCCUUUGCAUACAAUUACUUGACCUCGUCACCAGUGCGUUCCCCGGCCCCACCCGUAAAACCCCCUAUUACCACCGAUCUCAUAUUACAGGUGACUGGGAUUUGUUUAUCUCAGGUGCGACCACAUAACCAUACCUGACCCAAAUGUGCAUAAUCAUGCUCCUGCAUACUCGACAGUCACUUUGCGGCCUUAGCCUCCAUGUUGUUGCAAGUUUCGAAGCCCGUACUGUUUGCAGGCAUACAUUUAAACUCGCAUCCCUCGAUAAAGUCGGGAGGACCGUCCCCUACGCCAGGGAGGUCUUUUGAUCACUCCAACUUCUAGGAGUGGGUGUGCCCUACGGGAUCCCAGUCACACUCCUCUGGCGUUUUGUGCAGCCGCGAGGGACAAUUUGUCAUCGCGUAGGGGACCUGUCAAAGUAUGCAAAAUCAACUCCAGGGGCGGAGACUGUAUCCACGUUUGAGAUGCCGGGGUUGGGGCACGGGGGUAUGAACCUCUCCCCCCCGCUCGCCGCCGCCCGUACCACAGGUGCCUUUGCACCAAAUUCUAGGGGCGUUGAGGUUAGUGUUCGGUUACGGUUCGAGUUGAAAUUAGAACACACGGGAAUAGAGGUGGUCCCCUGGAAUUCAGCGCAAAACCAACCGUAGUAGUGGGGGGGGGGUAGGGGUUUGCUUACUCCCGUGUCCAACUGAGGCCAUUCUUGGACUGAACAUCUCAUGAGACCUCACUGUCGAACGUCGAGUCGAUGAACCGGCAGGUCGACCGCUCUUGUCGUUUUAUUGUCCCCGCGUAAUUACGUUAGCUGAGCUGAACUGACCGAAUGCAGGAAAAAAAAGGGAGAUGACACGAUCAACAUAACGGCCGCCGUUUGUGCAUCCGCAAACGCUGAUCACAACGAGGGCUGGGCCAAUCUGACUAUAUUGGCAGCCGCAGCACACAGUUGUCAGUCCGUUAUCAUCCCUGCUCAUAAAGUACAUGUAUGCAAUUAACGGUCAGCGGGGCCAAAUCAUUACAGCCGAACCACUAACGGCAUUCUGUGCGUUUUCCUCCUUCGAUAUCUGUCAGUGGGUCCAACCGCCCGAAACGUCAGACCAUGGUUAAACGCAUUUUUAAAAGUUUAACUAGGCAUUAAUCAUGACUGAUUCAGCCCUUUCCAUUCCGCAGGUCUACCCCAUCGUGAGUGGUUGUCAUCCAUUGGAGUCAGUUAGUCAGACUCUCGAGCGAAGUUAAGUCUGUUGGGACGUCCGCUUCGAUGACCAGGAGGAGGAGGGGGGGGCAGAAAUGGGCCCUAGGUCAGCUUUUCCCAUACGUACUACCCGCGUUGGCCACUUGGAUGUCAUCAGCAGCCAUAGCCGGGCCAGGGUGAGAUGACACCCCCUGGAAGAUGUCACCUUCAGGCCGACACACAGUACCUUUUCGAGGUGCUUCAGUCGGCGAGUAAGGAGGACGCAGUUGAUGACCAAUUGCAUAAAUGCUCUUUAAAGACGCAGUUGUAGAAUGGACCGUGAACACCAUCGCGCGGAAACUGCUCAAGUGUAUCCGCGCCGUGCCUUACAUCCAUCUUUUACCAGAAACUUCGAUCCAGGAUAAAAAAAGCUGUCUAUUAACUCAAGAAUUUCGUUGUUUGCCCUGACCAUGUAGUCAAUUUCUCUCAUUAUCCUUACCAUCCUGGUGCGCCUGGAUUGAGCACUUAUAAACGACCGAGUAAAUACUUCUCAUAUUCUUAUUAUGACGUCAAACUCUGAUCACUGACAACGCAGCGCCUUAGGCCACUGUUACCUUUGCCGCCUGAAAUUUAAUCCAUUUCCUUCCCCUCCAAGGUGAAAAUGGACGAUGUUCGCCAGUGUAGCGCCCUUGUUGAGGAACUGUAUGAUAUUUACUACCUGGACGCCCCACCAAGCCAACGUCGAGCCCUUGUCUGGACGCUUUCCCGCCGAACUCUAUGCCGCAUUGGCUGUUCUAGUCCUACGCCACUGGACACCAUCUCAGAGGACUGCGAGUAAGUGUCAAUCUUACAGUAAAUACGUCUCUGACUAACACUUGUCCAGUCUCUACUCAACAGACGUCUAGUUAAUCUACUUAGAGUGGAUCCGGUGGGUGCCAUCUGGAAGUUCACCACUUGUAGACGUUCCCUCUAAGAAACUUGCCACCAUUAGUUGUCGUCUGUUGUUCCUCUCCCACACCGGUUUACUUGGAUUUCUGGUGGGACUCAUUACCGACUUGUGCUUUGCCGUGCUUGUUCUGGAUCCGGUUAUAAUUUUAUGCUGGCCUAUUAGGUGUGUGUCGCCUGUGUGCUUACACUCGUCGGCAGCAUGUGCACAUGUGAGGACGCUCCGCCGUGUGUGUGUGUGUCUGAGUUCGUUCAGCGACCCUGGAUUUUGUGCACACCCAGUUACUUCUGUGCAAGCAGAUGGGCAAUAGGUUUAAGCCGGAGCUCUCUCACGCGUCUCCACAGACCGAAGGGGGGGGGGGGGUAUAGCAUGUACCGUCAGGAUACCGAAGUAGGCGACAGAGCGCGGACUCCGUUUGACGACAGCACGCCAUUCCUGUCCAGGUUUUGUUUAGCGCACACGCCCCCUCCCCCUUCGCGGGAUGUCCACCCGUACGGCGUUCUGUGUCAGCCCUGCAUUCAUUUACGAUAGUCUCAGACCAGUCCUUUUCUGUGAAGGGCUGCCUUGUCUCUGUGAUUAUCCUCGAGGGGACGGGAUAGACUCUGAGUACAUUUAGAAACUUGCAUGCUAAUCCAGAAGGCGCAAACCUUCCUUCCCCUGUUAGCCGUUACUGGUUACCAGAACUACAUGUGAGAUACCACACGGCCCUGUCUUCCUCGCAUUCCGAUUGGCGUCUUGUGACUUAUCCACCCCCGGUAGGUCGUACGUAACUUACUAGGGACUGGAGAUACGCCUAUGUCGAAUCGCCACAUCAAAGGUGCCCUGAACCAGUGCAAAAGUACUCUGCCCGGUGGGGAUUGGGGUAAUUUCGCUUCUGGUGAAUAUUUUUCGACUUACUACUUAUCUACUAUAUGGACUAGCUUCUGAUAUCAUGUUUAUAGCAUACUUUCCUGUCUCUUCUAGGAACGAUAAAGAGGACAACCUUCAGUUCCUUUUCGAGCCGUAG
Molecule: messenger RNA, 15926 nt
Organism: Spirometra erinaceieuropaei
Lineage: Eukaryota; Metazoa; Platyhelminthes; Cestoda; Diphyllobothriidea; Diphyllobothriidae
Source: the annotation of a GenBank genome assembly